AUGUUUUCUACAGAAUCUGCUCUAUUAAACUCCGAACAUUCACCAAUUCAUGUAAGGAAUGGCUUUUUACAUGAAUUUAUAUUUUAAAAAUUCAGGUUACCAGAAAUCGUUUCAAAAUCCUUGUAAGUGGUGAUGAAAAAAGUGGCAAAUCUUCGUUUAUUCGAAGACUUUCUGAAAAUGCGUUUUCCGAAAACGAACAAGUUUCGAAAAAUUUGCUAAACGUUGUUACAAGGGCAAUUGGUGGUGAAAUAGUUCGAGCAGAGUUAGAAGAAGUUGGUGAGAGCAAAACAGAGUUUUCCCCAAAGAGAAAAAAAAUUGUUUACACAUACAGAUAUCCAAGAAUUUUUGACUGAUGAUAAUUCAAUUCGAGACUGGUUGGAUGUUCGAGCUUUGAUUCUUCUCUAUAAUUCAACAAGUCUGAAAUCCUUUAAAGUUCUAAAAGAGGAAAUGCCACUAAUUCAACGAAAAUUGCCUCCAAAUUCUUCAAUAACAUUAGUUGGAACAAAUGCUGACAGAAAAACUGAGAGAAUUGUUUCUUGGAAAAUAUCUGAAGAAUUUGCUGAAGAGCAAGGAUUUUCUUUAUUUGAAAUAAGUUCUAGAACUGGUAUAAAUUGUGAAAGUGUUCUGGAAGAAGUUUUGGAUUCGAUUAUUGAACGAGAAUUUGCGGAAGAAGAAACUAGAGAUAUCACUGAGCAACCUGUAAGCUUUUUUUCACUUUUUUUUCAAAUCUGAACAUUUGCAGGUAUAUCAAAGUACAGUAGAACCUGGAAGAGAAAACGACAACGAGCGACGUUUCAAUUUAUUUUGUUGGGUUCCGAAAAUCCCAUAUUUUUCAACAUAA
Molecule: messenger RNA, 841 nt
Organism: Caenorhabditis angaria
Lineage: Eukaryota; Metazoa; Nematoda; Chromadorea; Rhabditida; Rhabditidae
Source: the annotation of a GenBank genome assembly